Messenger RNA from Dibothriocephalus latus, 393 nucleotides. The record is from the annotation of a GenBank genome assembly. Lineage: Eukaryota; Metazoa; Platyhelminthes; Cestoda; Diphyllobothriidea; Diphyllobothriidae.
AUGAUGAAGAGGAAAAAACAUGUGUUGUUCCGCAUCCCGCUUUUGUUCUUUGGCCUGGCGAUUGCUGCCGGCAGCCAGUCAGCGGCGUCUGACGGAUGCGUCAACCGCAGUAACUUGAGGUAUUCCUGUGAUGGCUUGCUGAUGACAGCUAAUAAGUCCACAAUGACCAUGCUAGUCGUCCUCUUCUUUGUCGGCACCUUUAUUCUGCAUAUGCUAAUGCGAGGCAUUUGGCAGAGCUCGAGAGAACUGCAAGGCACAACGGAAAACGUUGAGCGCCCAUAUAUGACAGUUCGGCCGUCGAUUUCGACGAUAUCCACUUCGAGCUUCAACGAGGUGAAGCAACGCGAUGACUUCUGCAAGAUGCACAGCGUGCCAAACAGCAUGUCUCGAUAG